AUGGAGGCAUCCAAUAUCAAAUUAGAAAAAGAAGCCGUCGUCGUUGGAUCCGAAAAGCUAUCCAUGUGCAGCGGAUCUGACACGCCUGAGGCCAGCACUGAAACUGUCACGGUGGAGUCCAUCUACAUUGAUCCUGAGAAAGAGAAAGCCGUCCUUCGCAAGUUCGACAAGUACGUUUUGCCUCAGGCUUUCGUAUUCAUCCUACUCAACUACCUUGAUCGCUCGAAUCUCGGCAAUGCUCGUGUGUUUGGCUUUGAACAAGACAUCGGCCUGAAGAACAACGAGUUUGGGAAUCUUGUCACUCUCUUUUUCGUCCCUUACAUUGUCACCGAGGUCUUCUGGGUUACCGCUGUCAAACGCUUCGGUCCCAACUUUGUCAUCACCACGGCGCUUGUCGGAUGGUGCGCCGCCACUAUUGCAACUGGCUUUGUUCAAAACUAUCAUCAAGCUCUCGCCUGUCGCAUGCUCCUCGGGCUCUUCGAAGCAGGUGUUGCCCCGGCCUUCACAUUCAUUUUCUCCACCAUCUAUUCUCGCGAAUCCACAGCAAAACGGGUUGCGCUCAUCAACUUCUCCAAUGCUGUUUCCGGAGCCUUCGGGGGUAUGUUCGCGUAUGCCAUCCAGACAAUGGGUGAGCAGAGGGGACUGGAGGCCUGGAGAUGGCUUUUCAUCAUCGAAGGUUCUGUAUCCCUUGCUCUGUGCGGUGGCUGCCUUUGGUCGUUCCCAAACAAGCCCGAGACCGCUUGGUUCUUGAAGGAAGACGAGAAAGAACUCAUGAGACUGCGAAAGCAGCGCGACAUCAUCUACAAAGGAGACGACAAAUUCGAUUGGAAGUGGGUCAAGCAAGCGCUGACUGAUCCCUUCAUCUACGUCGCUUCCAUGGCCUUCUUCACCUCCAGCGUCGCCAUUUUCGGCUAUGGGACUUUUCUUCCAACGCUGAUCAGAGGCUUUGGCUACAAUGCUUUCCAAGCCAACUACCUGACAAUUCCAGUCUAUGCUGUCGGCGCGGCCUCAUUGCUGACGCAAGCAUAUUGGUCUGACAAGCUCAGACAGCGAGCAUUAUUCCUUCUCAUCUCCGCAUGUCCCGUCAUUGCAGGUUACUUGAUCUGUGUGGGAACCUCGAACCGCAUCGCCUGCUAUGUGGCCAUGUUUAUCCUCGUCACUGGUGUUUACUCCUUCUCAUGCCUGAUGAUGACUUGGGUGGCGACGAAUCUUGUCCCUGAUUACAAACGGUCCGUCGGUCUGCCUAUCUUUGCCAGUAUCGGAAACUGCAGCGGACUUGUUGCAGGACAACUAUACCCCAAAGCUCAAGCGCCUCGCUUCAUCAUGGGUAACUCCAUUUCGGCUGGCCUGGAAGUAAUUGCCUCUGUGUUUGUUGUCUUGACCUGGCUGCUCCUGAGACGCAGAAACCAGCAGAAGGACAAGGCCAUUGCCACAGGAGCAACCACUAAUGGACUAGAAGGGGAUCGGGCUCUGGAUUUCAAGUAUAUCCUAUGA
Messenger RNA from Exophiala mesophila, 1494 nucleotides. RefSeq lists its product as uncharacterized. The transcript has a single exon. NCBI's taxonomy places the organism in Eukaryota, Fungi, Ascomycota, Eurotiomycetes, Chaetothyriales, Herpotrichiellaceae. Gene Ontology annotation, molecular function: transmembrane transporter activity. The record is from RefSeq and is a predicted model, not a curated record. The coding region runs from base 1 to 1494 and encodes 497 amino acids. Gene Ontology annotation, cellular component: membrane. Gene Ontology annotation, biological process: transmembrane transport.